UCCCUGGACGAAAAACUGAGUCGAAUGACAACAAUUGAACAGAAAGUACAAGCUAUCCAGCCACGGCUACACGUAUCUUUCUUCCAAUCAACGCUGUAAACCUUUAGUUAUACAGUGAAUGUCAGUCGUUUGAUUAUAUCUGAAGUAUAGUCUUUAUUUCUGAGGUUACUUUGCCAUGCCUAGCAAAGCGCCAGAAUUCUGUCGAUAGGUUAGCUAGCCUCUGGCCUGCGUACAGAGUUGGCUAGCAAGGUAACAUUAGCCUGUUUUUAGAGGGAGGCGUUAGCCAUUUGCCCAUUAGCCGUUGACUUCGCCGUUCACCGAGCUUGUUAGCUGUCAGCUGAUGAAUGGAUAGCACUGUAACGUUAGCCUUGCUGGUUAAACUGACGUGAACUGGUCAGGCCCCGUCUCAAUACUUUUUCUGCUUCAGCAUCUGAAAGACUACUGGACUGACCCGGAGUGUUUGUGUUCUUUCCGGGAAGCGGUUGCCAUAGAGACAGUCAGGGCGUGCAGUGGGGGCGAGUCAGAGGAAUGAGUCAUGACCUCGGUGGUGGUCGUCGAUGGAGGAGGGGCUGUUCUGGAAUACAUCUCUGACGCCGAGGUGGUAUCCCAGGAGGUAGCGCUGGAUGCAGAGGAGGGUGUGUGCGAGAUAAAGAAGGAAGAGGAGGAGGAAGAGGAAGAAGAGAUGACUGAGGAAGAGUGCCCAGCUGUGGUGGUGGAACAGGUGUCCUGCCCCGAGCUGGAGCAGUGCUACGCUGCGCAGGUGGUCGUCUACGACGACGAGACCUAUCUGAUGCAGGGCGUGGCCGAAGAGCAGGAGGUGGAGACUGAAGUCCUGGAAGUGUCCUCAGUGGAGGCAUCAGCUCAUGGAGGGGGUGGAUACGUGACUCUGGAUAAGAUCGAAGCCGCAGAGGCCUUGCUUCACAUGGACUCGCCGUCCAGCAUGAGGGAGGACCGUAGUCCUGUGCCAGACAUGUUGGGUGAGAUGGAGGUGGAGGUGGAGGUGAGCACCGAGAACACGGAGCCCAUCGAGCCCCUGGAGGAGCAGCUCACGCUGGAGGGAGACAUCCAGAAGGGCAAGAAAGGCAGGAAGCGGAAAGCCGCGCACACACCGCAGGCUGAACGCGAGGAGUCUCCUGACCUGACCUUCAAGAAGAAGCCCCGGGUGGGAAAAAACAGCACCUAUCUGUGGGAGUUUCUGCUGGACCUUCUGCAGGACAGGAACACCUGCCCUAAAUACAUCAAGUGGACCCAGCGGGAGAAGGGCAUCUUUAAGCUGGUGGACUCCAAGGCCGUGUCCAAACUCUGGGGCAAAUACAAGAACAAGCCCGACAUGAACUAUGAGACCAUGGGCCGAGCCCUCAGAUAUUAUUACCAGCGUGGCAUCCUGUCAAAAGUGGAGGGACAGCGCUUGGUGUAUCAGUUUAACGACAUGCCCAAGAACAUCGUCUUCAUCGACGACGACAAGAGCGACGCGCCCGCCACCCCUCAGACGCCGUGCGAGCGCGUGACCCCCGCCACCCCCACCACGCCGACGUCUCCCAGCAUCCUCCGGGGCGGGCGCCUGGCCGCUCAGGUCAAAGUGCAGUCCCCCACGGCGGCCCCCGCGCCCGUCAAACCCGCCCAGAUGCUCCGCAUCGUCAACGUGUCGUCGGGGUCCGAGGCCUUCGUCACCCUGCAGGGCGCCUGCCCUGUCACCACAGCAACGGCCCCGAGGACUCUGCAGGUCCCCUUGAUGAUGACGACAUCACUGGGCCAGAAGAUCUCCGCGGUAACGGCCCUGAACCAGCACGGCUCGCCGCUGCUCACGACCACCGCCCCGACCAUGGUCUCGUCCGGCGGCGGCCAGAAGGUGUACCAGAUCCAGGCGCUGCCCACCAUGAUGCCCGCCACGGGCGAGAACGGGCAGAAGAUCACGGUGCAGCUGGCCAAGCUCAUCACCAUCCCCGCCUCGCACCUGGCACAGUGCCAGCUGCAGCAGCAGCAGCCCAAGGUCACCACGACGACGAUGGGCGCCGGCGGCCAGGGCAUCAGCCUGAUGGGGGCGCCGCUCACCCUCCGCACCAUCACGCCCGUCUCCAUGCCGACCACGACCGUGUCCGCUCCCGCCGCCACCGCCACGCAAGUGCUGAGACUCAUCACCCAGCAGCCUGCCGCUGCCGCUCCUGCCCCGACCCCUGCCCCUGCCGGUGCCCCUGCACCCACCCCCGUGCCAGUCUCCGCGCCCGUUUCCGCGCUCUUGCCUGUGACCACCACCCCUGUGACCGUCCCAGCGACCGUCCCUGCCAACACCGUUGUUGUGGCGCCGCAGGAGAGCGCCGCCCCGGUGGUGGCAACGUCCGAGAGUGACGUCACCGUCAUCAAGGUGGAAAUGGACGAAGACAUGACCACACAAGUGGUCACAGACGUAACGACUUCCUCUGAUAGCUGAGACGGUGUAUGUGACACACACACACAAACACGCACACAUAAAUAUAUUCGCUCUCCAAAAACACAUUUCAGUUGUGUGUUGAAUUUGCAAUGGGGGUCUUCCCUCAAAGCAAUGUAAAAGGAAUUCUUGCUGUGUGGCCUGACUGGUAUAAGGAAUGUAUUACGUUUCUUCUUCAGGCCAGUCUCAUAAACAAAACUCAUAUACUUCUUUCAGUCAUAGUGACUCUAAAGAACAGAUACGGAAACCCCCCCCCUCAAAAGGAUAUGUGAUAUAGGAAUAAACCAAAUUAUUGUCAUGGACAAUAAUAAUUAAAGUAAAAUAAAUAAAAAAAAACGCAUAGGAGUUAAGGGGAAAAUCUGUUUGGGUGAGCAGAUCACAGUGAUUCCAUACAUUCACACUAACAACGGCAACACUACAACACACUCAAUUAUACAGAGCAGUGAUGGCAGAGAUGGUCAGAUCAGGCUUUAACUCACCAUUGGCAGUGAAAUAAAAGUUUAUAAAUUCCUGGUUAAAAGUAUUAUUGAGACAAUAAUACCACCAACACAUCCUGACUUGCAGUACAGUGGAGCUAGAACUCGGCCAAGCUCUGGAGUGCUCGUUUUUUUUUGUGUGUUUUUUUUCCCCCCGCCACAAUUAAAGUACUCAAAGCGUCUGAAGACUCAAACUGCGUCAAUCACUGUGCGAACACGAGAACCAAUCAUCUGGUGCUACAUCCCGGAGAUGGGAGUUGGGGUGGUGGGGGGGGGGGCAACCCACCGACACCCCUCCGCUCUGCUUGGACUAGGGGCAUAAAGGGACUUUGUACAUACUGUCAAUACAGAGUAGGAGAAUCCUUCAAGGAAAAAACAGGCAGCCUUAGAUAAAGAUGAAAUGAAUUAUUAAAAAAAAAAAAAUGCUCCCCUUUCCCGAUUUGUAUGUAUUGUACAAGCUGAAUGAUAUUUCUUUCUUUCUUUCUUUCUUUUUUUUUUUCCAAAACUCUGUUUUGAUAUUUUAUACCAGGAACAGUGUUACUCUAGGUCUGAAGCAGAGUUUAUCGUCAUGGCGUCUUGGGCCAGUCACAUACUCAAAUAAUUGUAAUGUUUCUUUUUUUUUUUUUUUGUCUCGUUAAUGUUUCUUUUCUCCACCCUCUGUUAAUACUCUGUUUACUGGAUGCAGUAAUUGCCUGUAGUGUUUCAUAUUUUUUCUUUUUCUUCUUUUGUAAGUCCACCACUCUGAUGUUCUCUGAUGUUUCUAUCUGUAUAAAGGAGGAUAUAAGGGAGAGCGGGACAGAUGGGGAGGGAACAUACUUGCAUUCUGACUUAACUAGAUUGUAUUUUCAACAUUUGAAGCAUAUUCUAUUUUGUUGUACUCUUAUCCAAGUGUAUCCAAGUAGAUUUUACUGAGCAGUACAGUAAAGAGCACAG
Molecule: messenger RNA, 3834 nt
Organism: Sardina pilchardus (European sardine)
Lineage: Eukaryota; Metazoa; Chordata; Actinopteri; Clupeiformes; Clupeidae
Gene: elf2a
Product: E74-like factor 2a (ets domain transcription factor)
Exons: 9
Coding region: 536-2428 (630 amino acids)
Biological process (GO): cell differentiation; regulation of transcription by RNA polymerase II
Cellular component (GO): nucleus
Molecular function (GO): DNA-binding transcription factor activity, RNA polymerase II-specific; sequence-specific DNA binding
Source: RefSeq, a predicted model, not a curated record